Heterocephalus glaber (naked mole-rat) is the source of this 1704-nucleotide messenger RNA. It is a transcript of the gene Ttc1, whose product is annotated as tetratricopeptide repeat domain 1. The record is from RefSeq and is a predicted model, not a curated record. Gene Ontology annotation, molecular function: protein binding. Lineage: Eukaryota; Metazoa; Chordata; Mammalia; Rodentia; Bathyergidae.
UUUUCCCGGGUCCGUACAAUGACGUCAUACAGUGACUUCUCCCUGAGUUGGCCACUACAUUUCCCAGGAUGCUUUGCCAACAAUGACGCCUUUAGUCGUCUCCGACGGAAGUGCGCCCGAUUGAACGGAAGUAGAAGUUCUCAGUCUUGGAAGGUGGGAGCUGGAGGAGCAGUGAGGCUAGCUUCAGCCUCACCUCCCUAAGUGAAUUCAGCAUGGCGGAGAAGUCAGAGAACUGUAAGGUUCCAGAGGAUCUGUUCAGUGGUUUGAAGGUUACAGAUCCCCAGGAAGCAGAGUGCGCCAGACCUGCAGUUCCUGAUCCCAAAGAUCAGCAUUCUCGGAGCAAGCUGCUCAAGGAUGAUGAGGAGCAGGGAGAAGAAGAAUGUUUUCAUGACUGCAGUGCCUCAUUUGAGGAGGAGCCAGGAGUGGAUAAGGUUCAGAACAAAGCUGAUGAUGAUGUGAAUUCCUCUGAACUAGAUGAAGAAUACUUAACAGAACUGGAAAAAAAUAUGCCAGAAGAAGAGAAACAGAAAAGAAGAGAAGAGAGCACUAGACUAAAGGAAGAAGGAAAUGAACAAUUUAAGAAAGGGGAUUAUGUAGAAGCUGAAAGUUCCUACAGUCGAGCCCUUCAGAUGUGCCCGUCAUGCUUCCAGAAAGAGAGAUCUGUCCUGUUUUCAAAUAGAGCUGCUGCAAGAAUGAAACAGGACAAGAAGGAGAUGGCCAUCGGUGACUGCAGCAAAGCAAUCCAGUUAAACCCCAGCUACAUCCGGGCAAUAUUGAGGAGAGCAGAGUUGUAUGAGAAAACAGACAAACUAGAUGAAGCCCUGGAAGACUAUAAAACUGUACUAGAAAAGGAUCCAUCAGUACAUCAAGCAAGAGAAGCUUGCACGCGAUUGCCUAAGCAAAUUGAAGAACGUAAUGAAAGGCUAAAAGAAGAGAUGUUAGUUCCAGAUGGAAUCAGAACUCCCAUCUGUCAUUGUCACUCCGCAUGCUCAGGAGACAAAGUUUCCUCUCUCCGUGGCUUUGGCCUCCUCCAGAGAUGCCACAGACACCGGGCAGGGCAUUGCCACAUACUCCUACCCUCCUUGCACUAGCACCUGUUGCUGCUUCCCUGCUUGAACCAGUCAGGCAUACAGGUAAACUAAAAGAUCUUGGGAACUUGGUUCUCCGACCUUUUGGGCUCUCCACAGAAAAUUUCCAGAUCAAACAAGAUUCCUCCACUGGCUCCUACUCCAUCAAUUUUGUUCAAAAUCCAAAUAAUAAUAGAUAACAAAGAUAACAAGUUUUAAAAGAAAUUGUGUACUGCUUGCUGUUCGCAAGGGGGAAGGCCCUGCCAGUGUUUAACUUUCAAAAGCAUCUUCUGUAGAGGAACGGCUGCCCCGUAGAGCCUAGUGCCGCCUCUCUGCUCCUAUUUAUAAUCUCCGUGAAGUGUGCUUCUCGUGUCGUGAGCCUCCUCUGGUUUCUACGUUCCAGCGGUGUCUGUGCAGCUCUUACCCUUAGUCCAGGAGGAAGCUCACUUUUCACGGCUGACCUCUGAGCCACACACGCUGCCCGCAGAAGCCUCUCCCUAAGGAGCGAGUUGGGUGACAGCCCCAGCAGGGUCCCCAGCACCCUCUGCCUCCCUGGUCACACCCAUGCCGAGGCUGCCGUGCAGGGUCUGUGGCCUUCCCUGCCUCCCCUUGUGUAAUAAAAGCUUCUGUGAUGGUU